GCAGUGUAGCGGUGGUCAUCUCCGUCGUUGUUUGUCAUGUCGGUGCUUAUCUUAAAGUUUGUAAGUCGUCGAAGUCGAAGUUACUCCAUAAUGUAAAGUAUUCGAUGCGGAGUUUACCGUUUUGGACGCUGUGAACUUAUUUAAUACGCGAAGGUAGCGACGAUUGGAUGAGAAUCCAACGUCUUUGCGCUUGUGUCGUCCGAGAUGAAUAUUAAUUAAAUGAAAAAGAUGUCCGGGAAACCCCCCGAAGAUCGUAUUAGGGAGUUGGAGCAGAUGAUUUUAGGAGGUCCCGUCGUCUUCAACGGCAAAAGUUUCGGCCUGGAGACACUUCUGGACAUUGUGGUGGUCCUGUACGACGAAUGCUGCAACUCGUCCCUCAGAAGGGAAAAGACUGUUACGAAUUUCAUUGAUUACAUGAACCCGGUGGUCGAGAAAAUAAAAAACCUGAGAUUGGCACGAGAUGAUUUUGAAAUUUUAAAAGUCAUUGGACGGGGUGCAUUUGGAGAGGUUGCGGUUGUAAAGCAGAAAGACAACGAUAAAGUCUUUGCAAUGAAAAUACUUAAUAAAUGGGAGAUGCUGAAAAGAGCUGAGACUGCAUGCUUCCAAGAAGAACGAGAUGUCUUGGUUAACGGAGAUAAAAGAUGGAUUACAAACUUGCAUUACUCAUUUCAAGAUGGCAAAAAUUUGUAUUUUGUUAUGGAUUAUUAUUGCGGAGGUGACCUCCUGACCUUACUCAGCAAAUUCGAAGACCAUCUACCGGAAGACAUGGCAAGAUUUUACAUAUCGGAAAUGGUGUUGGCCAUCGAUUCCAUACACAAAUUAAAUUACGUUCACCGUGACAUCAAACCGGAUAACGUUCUUCUCGACGCAAACGGUCACAUUCGACUAGCCGAUUUCGGUUCCUGUCUGAAAUUGUGCGAAGAUGGCACUGUGCAAUCAAAUGUUGCAGUCGGAACUCCUGAUUAUAUAUCUCCCGAAAUAUUAAGGGCAAUGGAAGACGGCCAAGGCCGAUAUGGAGCUGAAUGUGAUUGGUGGUCGUUAGGCGUUUGCAUGUACGAAAUGUUAUAUGGAGAAACGCCCUUUUAUGCUGAAUCGCUCGUAGAAACCUAUGGAAAAAUUAUGAACCAUAAGAAUUGUUUCGAAUUUCCUGACGAUUUAUGUUACGAAGUAUCAACUGAAGCCAAAGACCUAAUGCAGAGACUGAUAUGCAGUGCCGAAUGUAGGUUGGGUCAGAACGGAUUGGAAGAUUUCAAAAAUCAUCUUUGGUUUGCUGGUGUCGACUGGGAAAACAUAAGAGAGAGUGAUGCUCCUUACGUACCAGAGGUCGCCAGUGCCACCGAUACUUCUAAUUUUGAUGUUGAUGAAACGGAUUUAAAAGGCUCAGAAUCUGUUCCUCCUACAUCAAAUUCAAUAUUUUCUGGUCUUCAUUUGCCAUUUAUUGGAUUUACUUUCACAUCUGGAAGCCAAUUCUCGGGUAUCCUGUGUGACGCAUCUAGUCAAGAUCAAAUCGAUAGUGCAACACUUAGUAAACGAGAAUUAAAAAUACAAAAGUUGGAGCAAGAGAAAGCUCAACUUAUUAAAAAGUUAAAAGAAAUGGGAAAAAUCCUCGAACAGCAUGGUGUUGCGAUGGAUCCCGACGAUCAUAAGAUACUGAAGAACUCAACAGUCGAUGCCGAAGUCAGAAAAUACCAAGAUGAGAUUAAUAUUUUAAGAAAAAAGAAUUCUGAGAUGGAAGCUGAACUCUGUAAGUUAAUACAAGAACAUAAAGAAACUAUAAAUAAGAAACAAGAACUAGAAUCCCUACAAGAUGAAAAAUCUGCUCGAAUUAAAGAAUUAGAAAGAGCCUUCAGAAUUUUAAAAGCUGAAAGAGAAGACAUGCACAAAGAUUAUAUAGAAGCUCAGGAAAAAUUGAGAUUACAGUCUAAAGAACUGAAAGAUGCUCUUGCACAACGAAAAUUAGCUAUGACAGAAUAUACUGAAGUUAGCGAUAAGUUAUCUGAAUUGCGAGCACAAAAGCAGAAGUUAUCGCGGCAAGUACGUGAUAAAGAAGAAGAAUUUGAAACUGUCAUGCAAAAAAUUGAUAAUUUGCGACAAGACCUCAGAAAAGCGGAUAAACUGAGACGCGAACUCGAAGGAAGGAUGGAAGAAGCGCAAACCGAAGCCACCAAAGAGAGAAGAUUGAGGGAAAGAAGCGAAGAAUACGCACACCACUUGGAAGAAGAGAUGGAAGCCUUAAAGCAAAGACAGAUAGGCCGUUCUACAAGCCCAGUGCAUUUGGAAGCUGUUCAAGAAGCCAGCCGUUUGAAACUAGAACUAGAAAAUUUAGAACUUCAGCAUGGAGAAAUCUUAAGUCAGCAGCAAUCUCGGUAUCAGACAGAACUUGCUUGUUUACAAGAACAAUUGCAAGAAGUUGAUAGUGCAAGAGAAGCAGCCGAGAGAGAGAUUUUAGUACUUAAAGAGAAAAUUGAGGAAACAAGACAUGAAUGUGCUGUUGAGCAUCAAGAAUUAAUUAUAGAAAUUAAACGAACUCACGAAAGAGAGAAAGAUAUGUUACAUGAAGAGAAUAGGAAGCUCGUACAAGAAAUUGAUCAGUUAUCGCAAAUCAUCAAAAGACAGCAGGACGAAAGAAGAAGGAUCGAAGAUGAUUUGAUAAAUGUCAGAGAGAAACGUGAGUCUAUUGCUCAAUGGGAAGCACAAAUCAGUGAAAUUAUUCAAUGGGUCAGUGAUGAAAAAGAUGCAAGAGGAUAUUUACAAGCCUUAGCUACUAAAAUGACAGAAGAACUGGAAAGUCUGAAAAUCAGUGGAAUGUCUACAACACUGGAAAAGAAUUGGAGGAAUAGAAGAUCACAGAAGCUGGAUAAAAUGGAACUCUUGAGUUUACAGUCCAGUUUGCAGAGUGAAAUCCAAGCCAAGCAAGCAAUUAGCGAUGAACUUACAAGAGUUAGAGCCGAACUUGUGGCCCAGCAAAAGGAACUUGUUGAAAAUCAACAAAAGACUGAAUUAUUUAAAAAAGAUAUUAUGAAGAAAGAUGCUCAAAUCAGAGAACUACAACAUAGAUUGGCUGCUGGAGAUAGCUUCUUGGAUAGUCAUACAUCUCAAAUGUCUUUCCUUGAGCAAUUUUUAAAAGACACUUCCCAACAAGUUGCAAGAAGCAACAGUGGAGAAUCAGCAGGUGCCGGCGAUGAAGCGGACGUGGAAGAUAAUCAGCCUCCAUCCGUAACUAGUAGUAAAUCUAAUAUAUCUGAAACAAGUGUAGAUCGUAUAUUUGCUUCGACUUCUGUAUCUCCUCUUAACGACUCAAAACCACAAUUUACACUAAUAUCUUCACCAAAGCCAAAAGCUCAUCAGUUCCUGAUUCGAACAUUUGUAGCACCUCUAAAAUGCAACCACUGCACCUCGUUAAUGGUCGGAUUAAUUAGGCAAGGUUCUGUCUGUGAAGUUUGUGGCUUUGCCUGUCAUAUUACCUGUCAAGCUAAAGUUCCUGCUAUGUGUCCAGUGCCUGCAGAUCAAACUAAAAGACCGGUUGGAAUUGAUCCAACUAGAGGAAUCGGAACGGCCUACGAAGGCUAUGUAAAAGUACCUAAACCCGGCGGCGUUAAGAAAGGUUGGAUGCGUCAGUUUGUUGUGGUGUGCGAUUUUAAGUUGUUUCUGUAUGACUUAGCCCAAGAUAAAAAUGCACAGCCUUAUGUCUGUGUUUCCCAAGUACUUGAUAUGAGGGAUGAAGAUUUUGCAGUGAACUCAGUAUUUGAAUCCGAUGUCAUACAUGCCAACAAAAAGGAUAUUCCUUGCAUAUUUAGAAUAACAACUUCUAUGAUGGAUCCUCCUGGAAUAAAAAAUCACACGCUUAUGUUAGUGGAUAGGGAGAGCGAGAAAAACAAAUGGGUGGAUGCCCUGAACGAGCUUCAUCGUAUUUUGAGAAGAAGCAAAUUGCCCACAAAGUCGGUGUUUCAAGCAAAAGAAAUAUUGGAUACCACAGUUGCGAUUGUUCGAAAUUCAUUAGCCGGUGCCAUCAUAGAUAAGGAGAGAAUACUUUUAGGAACAGAAGAAGGAUUGUAUUGUAUUGAUUUAGAUCGUGAAGAAAUAGCACGGAUAGGUGACACCAAAAAAAUCUCUCAGAUCGAAUAUAUUUUAAUUGAACAACUUUUAAUUGUGAUUGCAGGGAAACACAGGUAUUUGAGACUCAUCCCGGUGAGCGCAUUAGACGGACAUGAUGUGGAAUGGAUUAAAGUUGCAGACACAAAGGGUUGUACCACAUUCUGUUCUGUGUGCCUUCAACAACCAUCUGGUUUUAAAUAUCUGUUUUGUGUUGCUGUUAAAAGACAGCUAUUGAUUUUUAACAUAAACCGCACAAAAGGAAGACAUCAGCGUCAAAGAGAAGUAACUCUUCCCGCUCCGGCUCAGUGUCUGUGUAUAAUGGGCGACAAAUUAGGCGUUGGAUUUCCCGCAAAUUUUUACGUGUAUUCUCUUUCUGAAGACAGCGCUCCAAUGUGUUUGGUUCGUCCUGAUUGCAGCGCCCUGUCGUUUUUGGCCCUCAAUCCGAUGGAAGCCAUGUUGGCAAUAGAGUUGCCUUCAGACGAAUUCUUAUUAGUUUUCAGUCGUAAGUCUCUCAUCUAUAUGAAUAAAGAAGGAAAGUGUAGAGUUGCAAUGUCUUCCUCGCCAACGGAAAGCUUAAGUUAUAACGAUAAUUAUCUGUGCAUCUACACCGAAGCUCACAUAGACGUAUUUGAAGUCACGUCCGGAGAGUGGAUUCAGACAUUGAACUUAAAAAAGGCAAAGCCCCUAUGCCGAACUGGACAACUAUGCCACACUUUUGCCACUGAUCUACCGCAUGUCGUCUACUUACACAAUGUAAAUCACUCAGAAAACACUGUUCACGUACCGGAGGUGGUCGUUCAGCAAGUCAGAGGGAGAUCAGGGAAAAUGAUGCUUACGCGCGUCAGAAGACGAUUUUCAGUCAGGGAAUUAGAGAAAUCGGGAAGAGUUGAGAGACUCUCUCGAAUGAUUUCUGGGCCAACAAAUUUCAACCACAUAUCUCACAUGGGACCAGGAGAAGGAAUCCAACUACAUAAAUUAAUGGACAUACAAGCAGUGAAACAGAACACCAUGAUUCACGAAGAAAAAUCGAUGGGAAAUAAGAACAUCAUCCAGUGCACCCCCGCAUCUAAACACGCGACGGGAGGAAGUCAGAGGGGACAGCGAUCGUCGUCGUCGAUGGUGGUGUCGCCCGACGGCUCUGUCUCUUCGCAGGAACAUUCCACUCCCAACAUCGGGACAGGUUUCGGAACGGCGCACUCCUAUCACAAGGACCACGGGGAACAAUCUAGUCCGCACCAUUCCAACACCAGCUCCAACCCCAGCUAUCCUCCCAGCCCGCGACACACAGAGCCCGAGGAGGGAGAGUCUCACUACGACCAGCCUACAGUGGAGGGGUAAGUGGAGAGGAGCGCCACCUGGUACUUCCGCCAUCGGGGACGGCCCGCAAGGGGCCGAACCGGAGAGAACUCGCCGGGACCCGACGAGGACGGACGGACGGACCGACGAAGGACUACUUAAAAGCCGAGGCCAGAGGAAGCGGGACGACACGGCCACGGACGGGAGGCUCCCCGGAUACGACGCAUGUACAAUAUUAAUUGUAGGAUAAUUAGACUAGGAAAUAUUUAUUUUUUGUGUAAAAAAAAACCAAAUAUUAGAUCCACACAAAUAUUUUUCCGAUUAGUUUCGAAAAUAUAAUAAUAAAUAAUAACAAUAAUAAUAAUUAUUAUAAAUAUGCAGUCGACCCUAAAUAUAUAUAAAUAAAAUAAAAAAUAAAUUAUAUAUAUAUUAUAUAUAUCUGUAUAAAUUAUCGAAUCAUUCUUCAUUAUUGUAAAGCAGAUUUUUUCAUUUUGUAUAUUUUAAUAAAAAUUUGUGAUAUGUUA
Centruroides sculpturatus (bark scorpion) is the source of this 5915-nucleotide messenger RNA. RefSeq names its product serine/threonine-protein kinase MRCK alpha-like (gene gek). Gene Ontology annotation, cellular component: cytoskeleton; cytoplasm. Lineage: Eukaryota; Metazoa; Arthropoda; Arachnida; Scorpiones; Buthidae. The record is from RefSeq and is a predicted model, not a curated record. Gene Ontology annotation, molecular function: protein serine/threonine kinase activity; ATP binding. The transcript has 44 exons. Gene Ontology annotation, biological process: actomyosin structure organization; peptidyl-threonine phosphorylation. Bases 220 to 5433 code for a protein of 1737 amino acids.